AUGAAGAUUAUAUUUAGGGUUUUAUUAGUGGUAAUGUUAAUUGUUCCUGCUAUGUGUCAGCUUCCUUCCCAGGACAUUUUGGCAUUGCUCGAGUUCAAGAUGGGAAUUAAGCAUGAUCCCACAGGUUUUGUGUUUGAUUCUUGGAAUGAAGAGUCUAUUGACUUAAAUGGCUGUCCUUCCUCUUGGAAUGGGAUUCUAUGCAUUAAUGGCAGUAUUUCUGAUGUAGUUCUUGAUAAUCUGUCAUUAUCAGCCAAUAUCGAUUUGGGAGUUUUUUCAAAUCUAACGAAGCUCGUGAAGCUCUCAAUGUCCAACAACUCAAUAUCUGGGAAAUUUCCUAGAAAUUUAGGGGACUUUAAAAGGCUCGAGUUUCUUGAUAUUUCAGAUAAUCUGUUCUUUUCUUUCCUUCCGCCUGAAUUUGGUGUCGUAAAGAGUUUAAAGGACCUGUCUUUAGCUGGAAACAAUUUUUCAGGAUAUAUUCCUGAUUCUAUUUCGGGGUUUACCUCCCUACGGUCUUUGGACUUUAGCCGCAACUCGUUCUCUGGCAUAAUUCCAUCAUCCUUGACGAAAUUGACCAAUUUGGUUUAUCUUAAUUUAUCUGCUAAUGGGUUCACAAAGAAAAUUCCAAGAGGUUUUCGAUAUAUGGCAAAUCUAGAAGUGCUUGAUUUCCAUGGAAAUAUGCUUGAGGGAAGACUAGAUGCUGAGUUGUUGCUUUUAACUACCGCAACUCAUGUUGAUUUUAGUGGGAAUUCAAUAACUUCUACGAGGCACGGUCAGAAAUUACUAUCCGAAAUUUCAGAUACUAUCAAGUACUUAAAUCUUAGCCAUAACCGGCUAACUGGAUCACUAGUCAAUGGGGGUAAGGCACAGAUGUUUGGGAGCUUAGUCGUGUUGGAUUUGAGCCACAACCAGUUCUCUGGCGAAUUGCCUGGUUUCAAUUUCAUAUAUGACCUUCAGGUCCUCAUACUCUCCAACAACCAGUUUUCUGGAUUCAUUCCUAAUAAUCUUCUGAAAGGCGAUUCGUUGGUUUUAACAGUGUUAGAUUUGAGUUGCAAUAAUCUGACAGGAUCAAUAAGUAUGAUAACAUCAACAUCAUUGCAGAUUCUUAAUCUAUCCUCAAAUGGGCUAUCGGGUGAGCUUCCGUUGCUGACUGGUAGCUGCACAGUUUUAGAUUUGUCGAAAAACAAGUUUGAAGGAAAUUUGACCAGAUUGGUGAAAUGGGGAAACAUACAGUUUCUUGAUCUCAGUCAGAAUCGUAUCACAGGGUCUAUCCCUGAACCAAUGCCGCAGUUCUUGCAUAUUUCCUAUCUCAACCUCUCUCAUAAUUCUCUCAAUUCUUCAAUUCCUAGAGUAAUCACGCAGUUUCCUAGACUUACGGUUCUCGAUCUAGGUUUCAACCAGUUGGAUGGACUGUUUCCUACUGCUUUAAUGUCACUGCUCACAUUACAAGAACUUCAUCUUCAAAACAAUAAACUAGUGGGAAAUCUUUUGUUUCCUUCUUCUUACUCGAAUGAAUCCAAAAUACGUGUUCUUGAUCUUUCUCAUAACCUGUUUAGUGGCAACUUUCCUGGUGGAUUUGGUUUCUUGACUAGACUUCAAGUCCUCAGUCUUGCUGGAAACAGUUUUUCUGGUUCUUUACCGUUUUCCAAGGGUGAAAUUACCUCCCUCGUUUCUUUAGAUAUAUCUGGUAAUCAUUUCGUGGGUCAACUGUCGAAGAACUUGCCUGAUACUUUGCAGAGCUUUAAUGCAUCGUAUAAUGAUCUCUCUGGUGUUGUUCCUAAGAAUUUGAGAAAGUUUCCCCGAUCUUCGUUCUUUCCUGGAAAUUCGGGCUUAGAAUUUUCGAAUCCUCUUCCAGAACAGAACUCCGGUGGUCCAUCCAGCAAGAAAAAACCAAUUAAAACUAUUGUCAAAGUGCUGGUGAUAGUAUCUUGUGUGUUCGCCUUGGUGAUACUAGUUUUUCUAGCUAUUUUUAUUCAUUAUAUGCACAUAUCGAAUCAACCUCUUACCCAAGAAGUUACCUCAAAAGAAGUUCACCACCACCAAACCAUCAUCCACAAUCCUUCUAGUGGCAGUGGAAUGGCUAUUUCAGGCGGAGAUAUAGUUACUAAACGAAUAGGGUCAUCAUCAUCUGAGAUGAUUAGUACAGAAAAAACUGGCUGUGCACUAACUAGUUUCUCUCCAUCCAAGAACAGUCGUUUCUCUUACUCGCCUGAUUCUCGAGAUUCAAAUCUUUCUAGACUUGAUCUAAGAUCACCAGAUCGAUUGGGUGGUGAACUUUACUUUCUUGAUGACACUAUCUUGUUUUUGGCCGAGGAACUAUCACGAGCCCCAGCUGAAGUUCUGGGAAGAAGUAGCCAUGGUACUUCAUACAAGACUACACUAGAUAAUGGAUUGUUAUUGACUGUUAAAUGGUUAAGAGAAGGGAUUGCAAAACAACAAAAAGAUUUUGCAAAAGAGGUGAAGAAAUUUGCAAAUAUAAGGCAUCCGAAUGUGGUGGGAUUGCGUGGGUACUAUUGGGGACCCACGCAACACGAGAAGCUAAUUCUUUCAGAUUACAUAUCUCCUGGAAGCCUUGCAAGUUUCCUUUAUGAUCGACCUGGAAGACAAGGCUCGCCACUAACAUGGGCACAACGGCUAAAGAUAGCAGUCGACAUUGCACGUGGACUAAAUUAUCUUCAUUUUGACCGUGUUGUUCCACAUGGAAACUUAAAGUCAACCAACAUACUGUUAGAUUGUGCAGAUCUAAAUGCACGUGUAGCUGACUACUGUUUGCAUCGUUUGAUGACCCAAGCAGGAACCAUCGAGCAGAUUUUUGAUGCUGGGGUACGAGGAUAUCGUGCACCUGAGCUAGCUACCUCUAAACGCCCACUUCCAUCUUUCAAAGCGGACGUCUAUGCCUUUGGAGUCAUCUUAUUGGAACUUUUGACCGGCAAGUGUGCAGGUGAUGUAGUAUCUGAUGAAGAUGGUCGGAGAGUUGGUUUGACCGAUUGGGUCCGGUUGAGGAUAGCCAAAGGACAUUGGCUCGAUUGUUUUGAUGUGGUGUUGAUACCUGAGAUGGGAACUGAAAGGGGAAUGCACGAGGUUCUUGGGAUAGCGUUAAGGUGCAUACAGCCUCUUCCUGAGAGGCCAGGCAUCAAGAGUGUUUACGAGGAUCUUUCUUCUAUAUAA
Cynara cardunculus var. scolymus (artichoke) is the source of this 3165-nucleotide messenger RNA. Its product is annotated as probable LRR receptor-like serine/threonine-protein kinase At4g20940. NCBI's taxonomy places the organism in Eukaryota, Viridiplantae, Streptophyta, Magnoliopsida, Asterales, Asteraceae. Gene Ontology annotation, molecular function: protein binding; ATP binding; protein kinase activity. Gene Ontology annotation, biological process: protein phosphorylation. Bases 1 to 3165 code for a protein of 1054 amino acids. The transcript has 3 exons. The record is from RefSeq and is a predicted model, not a curated record.